Molecule: messenger RNA, 920 nt
Organism: Phoenix dactylifera (date palm)
Lineage: Eukaryota; Viridiplantae; Streptophyta; Magnoliopsida; Arecales; Arecaceae
Source: RefSeq, a predicted model, not a curated record
AUCUCCUCCUGCAAACCAAACACAUACCAAGAUGGCCCCUAAGCCCCAAAUUGUGGUCCUCCUUCUUCCCUUCCUCCUUUUAUCCUCCGCCAUGGCCUUCAACAUUACAGCAAUUCUUGAGCCAUUCCCCGAGUUUGCCACCUUUAGCAACUACCUCAACCAGACGAAGCUUGUUCAUGAAAUCAACCACCGUCAAACAAUCACCGUUCUCGUCGUUGACAACUCUAGAAUGUCUGCAAUCUCCUCCCUCCCCGAAGAAAGCCUGAAGCAUGUCAUGGGAGUCCAUGUUAUCCUCGACUAUUAUGACAUCAGAAAGAUCAACAACAUACCACGCAAGAGCUUCAUUCUCACCACCCUCUUCCAAACCACCGGCAUUGCUACCAACAGAAUGGGGUUCCUAAACGUCACUCACAAGGCUGGGGAGUCUGUGGUGUUUGGGUCGGCCAUCCGAGGAGCCCCACAUACCUCCACCCUGAUUAAGAAGGUUGUGGCAAUGCCAUACAAUAUUUCAGUCCUCCAUAUUUCUGAGCCCAUCAUCCCACCUGGCAUUGAUGGUGCACCACACAUCGCCCCUAUAUCAUCCCCGCCAAAGGAGACCGAACCUUCGGCGGAGGCUCCAGAGGCAGAAGAUGCUCCUACAGAGUCUCCAGAAGAGGAUAUUGUUGAUGCCCCUGCGAAUGCUCCAGGAGAAAGCGCUGACACCCCUGCCGACUCUCCAGAAGCAGACGAGCCAGCCUCGGAUGCAUCUGAAGGGCCAUCUAUCUCACACAAGAAAGUCUUUCAUGCAUCGGCAAGCACAUCUCUGAGAAGCCGACUGUCAAUUGGUGCUAUCCUCGGACUUGUCAUGGGCACUAUAUUCUUGUGAGCUCUUUGAGUCAUUCGUGUCGGUUGAAAUGGAUAAAUAAAAUUUACUUGAUAAA